Juglans microcarpa x Juglans regia is the source of this 2433-nucleotide messenger RNA. Its product is annotated as probable hexosyltransferase MUCI70. Lineage: Eukaryota; Viridiplantae; Streptophyta; Magnoliopsida; Fagales; Juglandaceae. The record is from RefSeq and is a predicted model, not a curated record. Bases 247 to 1650 code for a protein of 467 amino acids. The transcript is spliced from 9 exons.
AUUGUCCGUUUAUUUUUUAUUCUCUCUCCUCUCCCUCCGAGCAUUGCAGUUACUGUAACGAAGUUUUUGUACAGGGCAUCCCACCGUCUCUCCUUGUAUCUCUGUUUCUCUGUUUUAGAUGAUCUCCACCUCUCGUAUUCUUGUCAUCGCGGUUCACCGCUGCUACUGCUUGGGACCUGCCCGUGAGAUCCAGAAAUGUUCAAUAGAUGAGCUCGUUUUUUCCCAAAGUUCGGAGGGUGCUCUAUAAUGGCUUUUUACAGGCACAGUAGCGACAUGUUAACGGAGAGAAGAGGUAUACUUGGCAUGAUUUUUAAGUCUCUUGAUCAAAGUGAGCAUGGUUUUCGGGUUGUUCGUAGAGGAAGAAGGUUUUGUCGGAUAACUAGACAAAGACUCUCGCGCUGGGUCUUUGUGCUUGCAUUGCUCUUCCUAAUUUAUUUGGUCCUUUCUGGCAUACAAAUGCUAUUUCAUGAUAAUUUGGAAGAUAGCAUUUCAUUGUCACAAGAAGUACAAGAACAACUUUUGGGGUAUAAUGCUCCAAAACCACCGAAAAGCAAGAAUCGUAGGCAGCAUUCUCCUUGCGAAGUUGGGUUUGUCAAAUUAGUGGAUGAUCUUGUUGAACCCAAGGAUCUUAUGAACUUCACUCAGUUUUCGCUAGAGUACAUUGAAAAAGAGGAAAUAUUACUUGAUAAUUAUUUUGAACCUAGAUUUGGAGGACAUCAGACUCUCCCAGAAAGAGAGAAAUCCUUCUAUGCUAGAAAUCAGACACUUCAUUGUGGUUUCGUAAAUGGACCACCUGGGUACUUGAGCACAGGAUUUGAUUUAAAUGAGAAAGACAAGGCAUACAUGUAUACAUGUAAGGUUGUAGUAUCUUCUUGCAUUUUUGGGAGCUCCGACUUUUUGAGGAGGCCCACACGCAGACUGAUCAGUGAAUAUUCCAAGAAAAAUGUUUGUUUUGUUAUGUUUGUUGAUGAGCAAACAUUAUUAAAACUGUCAUCAGAAGGUAGUACUCCUGAUGACGGUGGAUAUAUCGGCUUAUGGAAAAUAAUUGUUGUGAGGAACUUGCCAUAUAAGGAUAUGCGGAAAACUGGAAAGGUGCCAAAGUUUUUGCCACAUCGCCUCUUCCCUUCUUCUAGGUACUCAAUUUGGCUUGACAGCAAGAUGCGACUGCAGAGUGAUCCAAUGUCGAUUAUUGAGUACUUUUUGUGGCGAACAAAAUCAGAAUAUGCCAUUUCAAAUCAUUAUGAUCGCCACUGUGUCUGGGAGGAGGUACUCCAAAAUAAGCGUCUAAAUAAGUACAAUCACACGGCCAUUGAUGAACAGUUUACUUUUUAUCAGUCUGAUGGUCUCACCAAGUUUGAUCCUUCAGACCCAAAUACUCCUCUUCCAAGUUUUGUUCCUGAAGGUUCCUUUAUAGUACGGGCACAUACGCCAAUGUCAAAUUUGUUUUCUUGUCUUUGGUUCAAUGAAGUCAACCGAUUCACCUCACGUGAUCAGCUAAGCUUUGCAUAUACUUACUUGAAACUGAGAAGAAUGAAUCCCACUAGACCAUUUUACCUAAAUAUGUUUAAGGACUGUGAGCGUAGAGCUCUCGCAAAGCUAUUUCGGCAUAGGGCUGUGCCAUCUCCUCCACCUGCUUCUUUGGUCAAUUGAGAUUAUUUUAAGGUUUAUACUUGAUAUGAACAGUGAGAUGAAAGUGCUAAAAGAAGAUGCCUAGAAUCAUGCAAUCCCAUUAUUUCACUACAUAAGAACCAGUCUUGUAAAACGUGGUUGCUGGCACAUCCCACAUCCAAGUUAUGUAGCACUGAGCUUGAAGGUAAUCGGUUUGAAGCUUGCUAUAGCUCCCCCCCUCUUCCUCACUUUCCAGAAAGAAUAUGUUGCAAGCUGAACCAGAACCAAGCCAUAAUCUGUUGGUUCUCCCAUUGGUCGGUGGACUUCUUGAAGUUUCAGUUAAUGAUUGUUUUGAGAUUUCAGUUCACAUGUUACCAACGAACUAUAUUGCCAAAACCAGCUAGGCAGUGAAAUAUUCAAAUUCACUGGGCGUGUUUCAAUUUAAGAUGUCUAGAAGCAUGCCAUUGCUUUAUUUUAUUGUAUAGGAACCACAUUCAUUCCUUCAUCGAAUAAUCUUGUGAAAAAUGGUGACCUUUAGGGAGUGCAAGAAGUUGGAGAGCCUCUCUGUAAUCAACAUAGACCGGGCAACAUACGGGAGUUUUUUAUGUGGUGUGUAUGGUCGAGAAGGCCAGAUGGGUGCAUUAGGACAUUCAUUUUUUCGUCUAGUCAACAUAAUUGGCGUAAUUAUUAAGUAGUUUUAGAAUAUAUGGUGCUUCUAUCCUAUCAAAGUAUGACGUGUCAUUAAAAAUGUAAGCAACUUUAAUAACAUGGUAUUAUUUUGAUUGGAAGAGAGUAUCAUGUCUAUACUCCUUGAGCACUUGAUAA